AUGUCUGAAAAGAAGUAUUGUAUGAGUACUGAACGAAUAAAAGUCUCAAUUGUGGAAGAUAUUAUAUUUAGAGAAGAAAUAGAUACUGUAGUUAGAGAACAAGUUACCAUUAGAGAAAAGGUAAAAGUUAUAACAGAGAAGGAUAUAGAAGUUACAAAUAAAGAGGAG
Ambispora gerdemannii is the source of this 168-nucleotide messenger RNA. Lineage: Eukaryota; Fungi; Glomeromycota; Glomeromycetes; Archaeosporales; Ambisporaceae. The record is from the annotation of a GenBank genome assembly.